AUUAUGUAUUAAAUAUUUAUAUAAUCGUAAAAUUAUUUUGAUUACAGAACAACUUGGUAGACAAUGAGUUUGAAAAUUACCAAAAGUCCAUUUAUUACCAUUAGCGAUGAUUUUUCGGGUUAUGCGUUGGAAUCGUUUAACAUAAACCCACAUUUGGCUAAGAAUUUGGAUCGAGUUUUGAUUCCCGGGGGUUUCAUUCAGGAUAGAAUCGAGAGACUCGCGUGUGAUAUCGCUAUUGAUUUAGCGAACGAAUCGUUUGUCGCUUUAUGUGUCCUUAAAGGCGGUUAUGUCUUCUUCAAUGACUUGUUGGACAAAAUCAGACAUUUCUAUAGAUAUCGUUACGCAGACCCUUCGCAACCAUAUAAUGGCACAGACUUUGCACAACAAAUUAGAGUCGAGUUUAUAAGACUCAAGAGCUAUGAAGACGAUAAGUCGACUUCCAAUUUGAAAGUUAUUGGAAUUGAAUCGUUAGAAUCAUUGAGAGGAAAGAAUGUAUUGAUAGUGGAGGAUAUCAUAGAUACGGGCAAUACAAUGGUUAAACUCAGGGAACUAUUAAAAGAAUACGAUUUAAAAUCAAUUCGAGUGACGAGUCUUUUUGUGAAGCGGACGCCACUAAGCAAUGGAUACACUCCUGACUAUGUUGGAUUCAAUAUUCCCAAUAAGUUUAUCGUUGGCUGUAAUAUGGAUUAUAACGAAUACUUUCGAGAACUUAAUCACGUCUGCGUUAUGUCCAAACUUGGAAAAGAGGAAUAUUCAAUGAAAAGCAGUGAAUGAAAACCUUUGGCUUUUAUAAUCAAUCAUUGGUAUCAAUCCGUAACGUGUUAUACGAUUAUUACUUUUUUAUUCAAGAAAAUUAAAUUUCUAUUUUGUUUUAA
This is a messenger RNA of Medioppia subpectinata, 875 nucleotides long. The record is from the annotation of a GenBank genome assembly. NCBI's taxonomy places the organism in Eukaryota, Metazoa, Arthropoda, Arachnida, Sarcoptiformes, Oppiidae.